Messenger RNA from Neomonachus schauinslandi (Hawaiian monk seal), 2071 nucleotides. It is a transcript of the gene JPH1, whose product is annotated as junctophilin 1. The record is from RefSeq and is a predicted model, not a curated record. Gene Ontology annotation, cellular component: plasma membrane; endoplasmic reticulum membrane; junctional membrane complex. The transcript has 6 exons. Lineage: Eukaryota; Metazoa; Chordata; Mammalia; Carnivora; Phocidae. Bases 48 to 2036 code for a protein of 662 amino acids.
GCCCGCGUCCGUGCCCCCGCGGGGAGCGCGCCGGGGCUGCCCCCCGAAUGACGGGCGGAAGGUUCGACUUCGACGAUGGCGGCACCUACUGCGGCGGCUGGGAGGAGGGCAAGGCGCACGGGCAUGGCAUCUGCACGGGGCCCAAGGGCCAGGGCGAGUACUCGGGCUCCUGGUCGCACGGCUUCGAGGUGGCUGGAGGCUACACCUGGCCCAGCGGCAACACCUACCAGGGCUACUGGGCGCAGGGCAAGCGGCACGGGCUGGGGGUGGAGACGAAGGGCAAGUGGAUGUACCGGGGGGAGUGGUCACAUGGUUUCAAGGGGCGCUACGGGGUCCGGCAGAGCCUGUGCACCCCCGCUCGCUACGAGGGUACCUGGAGUAACGGGCUGCAGGACGGGUACGGCGUGGAGACCUACGGGGACGGAGGUACCUACCAGGGCCAGUGGGCCGGGGGCAUGCGACAUGGCUACGGCGUGCGCCAGAGCGUGCCCUAUGGCAUGGCCACGGUGAUCCGCUCCCCGCUGCGCACCUCCAUGGCCUCACUGCGCAGCGAGCAGAGCAAUGGCAGCGUGCUCCACGACGCCGCGGCUGCCGCCGACAGUCCUGCGGGCACCCGCGGCGGCUUCGUGCUCAACUUCCAUGCCGACGCGGAGCUCGUGGGCAAGAAGAAGGGCGGCCUCUUCCGAAGGGGCUCCCUUCUCGGAAGCAUGAAACUUCGCAAGUCUGAAUCCAAGUCUUCCAUCUCCAGUAAGCGCAGCUCGGUCCGCAGCGACGCGGCCAUGAGCAGAAUUAGUUCCAGCGAUGCCAACUCCACGAUCAGCUUCGGCGAUGUCGAUUGUGAUUUUUGCCCCGUGGAAGACCACGUCGACGCCACCACCACGGAAACCUACAUGGGCGAGUGGAAGAACGACAAGCGCAAUGGUUUCGGCAUUAGCGAGCGCUCCAACGGCAUGAAGUAUGAAGGCGAGUGGGCAAAUAACAAGAGGCACGGGUAUGGCUGCACCGUGUUUCCUGACGGCUCCAAAGAAGAGGGAAAAUACAAAAAUAAUAUUCUGGUCCGUGGAAUAAGGAAGCAGCUUAUACCAAUAAGAAAUACAAAAACUAGGGAGAAGGUGGACAGAGCAAUUGAAGGCGCGCAAAGGGCAGCUGCCAUGGCGAGAACCAAAGUGGAAAUAGCAAAUUCAAGGACUGCACACGCAAGAGCGAAAGCUGACGCCGCCGACCAGGCUGCCCAGGCGGCCCGCCAGGAGUGUGACAUCGCAAGAGCUGUGGCCAGGGAGCUGUCGCCUGACUUCUACCAACCAGGCCCAGAUUAUAUCAAACAGAGAUUUCAGGAAGGUGUAGAUGCUAAAGAAAAUCCAGAAGAAAAAGUACCGGAAAAGCCACCUACACCAAAGGAAUCUCCUCAUUUUUAUCGCAAAGGCACGACACCCCCCAGGUCUCCUGAAGCAAGUCCCAAACAAAGCCACUCUGCCCAGCCCUCCUCCCCAAAACCCACAAAGCAGCAGAACCCCAGCUCAGGGGCAAGACUCAACCAAGACAAACGGAGUGUGGCUGACGAGCAGGUGACAGCCAUCAUCAAUAAGCCUUUGAUGUCAAAGGCUCCCACAAAGGAGGUGGGAGCCAUGGUGCCCACGUCCAGGUACUCUGGCCGCCACCACAUCCCCAACCCCAGUAAUGGGGAACUGCAUUCUCAGUACCACGGCUACUAUGUGAAACUGAACGCCCCCCAGCACCCCCCAGAAGACGUGGAGGAAGAGGAAGGAUCAAGCCUGUCUUCCUCAGCGCUGGUGCACAAGCCAGUACCCAACAAAUGGAGUCCCCCUAAAUCUGUGACAAAACCAGUUGCCAAAGAAAGCAAAGCUGAGCCAAAAGCUAAGAAGUCUGAACUUGCUAUACCAAAGAAUCCAGCAAGCAACAAUUCAUGCCCUUCUUUGGAAAAAGAAGCCAAUUCAGGCCCUAAUUCAGUCAUGAUUGUCCUCGUCAUGCUGUUGAAUAUCGGGUUGGCCAUUCUUUUUGUUCACUUUCUAACUUGAUUGGAAUUAGGAAAGAAGUGCAAUAUGUUGAGAAU